AUGAACGAACUGCCGCUGCAAAUCCGCACCGCAUUGCACCUACUCAUUCAGGAUCAUCUACAUGGUCGACUGGACCGCAGAAACAUAGGACUUGGAGAGCAGGUGUCUCUCACACUCCGACAGGAGAUAGAGCGAUUUGACCUGACCAUUGGCAAAGCCGUGAAGAAUCCUUGUCGCAAGCCCUAUAAACUCUCGCAGCCGCGCGUUGGCGACUCGACCGUAGCAUUGACUACUGCCGGUGGGGAUGGCAAGCCAAGCUGCCAGCGACUGACUGAUGUACACUCCCCGAAGACUCCCUCGGAAUACUUUCGUGUCGCAAUGACACAUCCAGCCGCCGAAGAGUCUUAG
Heterobasidion irregulare TC 32-1 is the source of this 348-nucleotide messenger RNA. RefSeq lists its product as uncharacterized. Bases 1 to 348 code for a protein of 115 amino acids. The transcript has 3 exons. The record is from RefSeq and is a predicted model, not a curated record. Lineage: Eukaryota; Fungi; Basidiomycota; Agaricomycetes; Russulales; Bondarzewiaceae.